Molecule: messenger RNA, 1557 nt
Organism: Panicum hallii
Lineage: Eukaryota; Viridiplantae; Streptophyta; Magnoliopsida; Poales; Poaceae
Product: sugar transport protein MST6-like
Exons: 1
Coding region: 1-1557 (518 amino acids)
Biological process (GO): monosaccharide transmembrane transport
Cellular component (GO): membrane
Molecular function (GO): monosaccharide transmembrane transporter activity
Source: RefSeq, a predicted model, not a curated record
AUGGCGGGCGGCGCUGCUGUGGCGCCGGCCGGGCGGCGGCAGGACUACCCCGGUGGGCUGACCCCGUUCGUCUUCAUGGCGUGCAUGGUGGCGGCCACGGGCGGGCUCAUCUUCGGCUACGACAUCGGCAUCUCCGGCGGCGUCACGUCCAUGGACCCCUUCCUCCUCCGCUUCUUCCCGUCCGUGUACCGGAAGCAGGCGGAGGCGGCGGACGGCGGCAACCAGUACUGCAAGUUCGACAGCCAGCUGCUGACGCUCUUCACCUCCUCGCUCUACGUCGCCGCGCUCGUCGCCUCGCUCUUCGCGGCCUCCGUCACCCGGGCUGCCGGCCGCAAGUGGUCCAUGUUCUACGGCGGGCUCACCUUCCUUGCCGGGUGCGUGCUCAACGGCGCCGCCAUGAACGUGACCAUGCUCAUCCUGGGCCGCGUGCUGCUGGGGAUCGGCGUCGGCUUCGCCAACCAGAGCGUGCCCGUCUACCUGUCGGAGAUGGCGCCGGCGCGGAUGCGCGGCAUGCUCAACAACGGCUUCCAGCUCAUGAUCACGCUCGGCAUCCUCUUCGCCAACCUCAUCAACUACGGCACCGACAGGAUCGCCGGCGGGUGGGGCUGGCGCCUCAGCCUCGCGUUCGCCGCCGUCCCCGCCGCCAUCAUCACCAUCGGCUCCGUGUUCCUCCCGGACACGCCCAACUCCCUCCUGGAGCGCGGCCGCCCCGAGGAGGCCAGGCGGAUGCUGCGGCGCUUGCGCGGCACCGACGACGUGUCCGCCGAGUACGACGACCUGGUGGCGGCCGGCGAGGUGUCCAGGGCCGUCUCCCGCCCGUGGCGCGACAUCCUCCACCGCAAGCACCGGCCCCAGCUGGUGAUGGCGGUGGCGAUCCCCCUGUUCCAGCAGCUGACGGGCAUCAACGUCAUCAUGUUCUACGCGCCCGUGCUCUUCAAGACGCUGGGCUUCGGCGGCAGCGCGUCGCUCAUGUCGGCGGUGAUCACCGGCCUCGUCAACCUCGCCUCAACCCUCGUCUCGGUGUUCACCGUGGACCGCGUCGGCCGGCGCGCGCUGCUCCUGGAGGGCGGCGCCCAGAUGCUGGCGGGGCAGGUGGCCGUCGGCACCCUCAUCGGCGCCAAGUUCGGGUGGAGCGGCGUGGCGACGAUCCCGGCGGGCUACGCGGCGGUCGUGGUGGUGGUGAUGUGCGCCUACGUGGCCGGCUUCGCCUGGUCGUGGGGCCCGCUGGGGUGGCUGGUGCCCAGCGAGGUGAUGCCGCUGGAGGUGCGCCCGGCGGGGCAGAGCAUCACCGUCGCCGUCAACAUGCUCAUGACCUUCGCCGUCGCGCAGGCCUUCCUCCCCAUGCUGUGCCGCCUCAAGUUUGUGCUCUUCUUCUUCUUCGCCGCCUGCGUCGUGGUCAUGACGCUCUUCGUCGCCUUCUUCCUGCCGGAGACCAAGGGCGUGCCCAUCGAGGACAUGGCCGGCGUCUGGAAGGCGCACUGGUACUGGAAGCGGUUCGUCGAUGACGGCGAGGAUGCCGACGGCAAGGGAGACGUCGAGAUGGGUACAGUGGUUUAG